AAACCCUACUUUUCGGUGGAGGAUCGAAGUGAAUUGCAGCCGCACUUGUACGGCAUCUCGCAUUACGGUGACAACAUCGAGGACGAAUGGUUCAUAGUGUACUUACUCUUUCAGAUUACUAAGGAAAUUAAUGGUAUUGUCGCGAGGGUCGUCGACGCGGACGGUGAAUUUUUACUAAUUGAGGCAGCUAAUUAUUUACCCAAGUGGGCUAAUCCGGAUACUUGCGAAAAUCGUGUCUAUAUCUAUCAAGGGAACUUGCAUAUUAUUCCACCAGUGAAAAGUGGCAGCGGUGUUUCGGUAAGUGAAGCAUUGUCACAACUUUCCCGGUCGCCGCAAACUAGUUACGCCUCUACUAACAUUCAGAAUUCAAUUUUGAAUAGAAUUAAAGGGUACCCUAACCGUAUCGUCGAGAAUUUACAUUCGACGACAUUGUAUGUACCACUUGGAGUUGCGGCAAUUCUUAAACACAAACCCGGGCUUGUGGCACCUGCUGUGCAGGCAUUUUGUAAUCGGGAUUUGGUGGACAGCAAAGCCUGUCGUGCCAUGAAAUAUUUUCCCCCGGAAAAUCGUGUGUAUUGCCGAACUACGUUUACAAAGUGUUUGUAUGCUAUGUUAAACCAUAGCAAGUAUGUUCCGGAUAAACGUACCGGCUGGAAUUUGCCAGUGCUUAACAGUCCUCAACACAAAUCGCAUACUUUAGGCGUGAAACUCGCAUGUGGCUUUGAAAUUUUAGUCUCCCAAGCGAAACCCAGUGCCGAUGUUGAAAACGACAAAGGGUGGCAUGCGUACUUAAAAACCUUGAAAGAGAAGGGCUUCUUCAGAGAUCUCCUGGAGCACUCACGCGAUUAUAACGACCUUUUAAAUAAAGCCAAAGAAUACUACAUCAAUUAUCGUGACUCCAUGCAGUCGACACCUGUAAUUGGUCAAGAAAUCCUCGACCUGACCAAAAACUUAGACUACAAUGCAGACGAGUUUCGCAAGGACACCGCUCAACCCGAGGACGACGACGACUCCUGGCUAGACAUCGCACCGAAAGACCUAGACGAACUGCUCCAGGCGAACUACGGUCGAAAAGAUUUCACACAACUCAACGGAAACGCGGACGCCACCAAUUUCACGGAGAAACUCACGACGUUCCUCGACCACAUGUCCGACGUUCAAGGCGUCGAGUUCCCCGAGGAGUCGCCCCCCUCGCGUCCUCCGCGCGGUCUCAAAAGGGGUAGCAAAACUAAGGUCUCGUUCUCCAGCGAUACGAAGCUCGACGAAAAACCGAACUCGAACAAGGUGAGUUUCGAUCCGGCCGCCUUCACGUGUGCCCUGCAGAACAUUCUGGAUUUCAUGAUCCCGGACGACGACAAUUGGGACUUGGAUUCCGAUUCGGAUAUGAGCGCGUACGGCGAAGAUCGGGAAGUGAACUUCGAGGGGGACGACGACGGUAAGAAUAAGAUGAAGGAGUACAUGGCGCAAAUGGAUCUCGAGUUGCAAAAGACGACCAUUGGGGAGAGCUUCCACAAGGUGGAGAAAACCGAGGGGUUCGACGAUGUUGAAAGUUUUCGGCCGGUCGAUAUUGAUAUGAACGCUUUAAAGAAUGUGUUGGAAAGCUACCAGUCGCAGAUGGGCGAAGCCGGGCCGGCCAGUACCAUGUUGGGACCUAUGGGUAUUCAUUUGGAACCUGGUACAAGUCGGGACGGGCUUAAAAAGCCUGCAGUGUAAGUUCAUCUGACUUUUUUAAGGUCUUCCACUACAGUGUGUAUUUAAUUAAAUUUGCCACCCAGAGAGGUCGCUGUUAUGUAUCCAAUUGGAAGUUGUCUAGCAGGGUAAAGUUACUAACACCAAGGCGUUAGUUACCGUUUGAGAUUACAGUAAUUUUAAUAGCUAUUUAUGUAGAUGUUCCAAUAUUCGAGUCCUAAAGAAAGUAGAUAGCAGCCUCGCACGCUUUAUACUUUUAUAAACAACGUUAUUAAGUACUGCCAGUUCGUAAAAUAGAAGAGUUUAAUUAUUGUAAGCGAAUUUCCUAAGUUUAAUUUUCCGGUUUAGUAUCGAUUAACUGUGAUUUGUUCCAUAGUUUUGAAUUAAUUUUUUGUAUCGAACAUUUUAUACAUUAAAUAAACCUUAUAUCUAUGA
Messenger RNA from Photinus pyralis (common eastern firefly), 2124 nucleotides. It is a transcript of the gene ecd, whose product is annotated as protein ecdysoneless. The record is from RefSeq and is a predicted model, not a curated record. NCBI's taxonomy places the organism in Eukaryota, Metazoa, Arthropoda, Insecta, Coleoptera, Lampyridae. The transcript has a single exon. Gene Ontology annotation, cellular component: nucleus. The annotation marks the transcript as partial.